GUCUGUUCCACCUCGGGCUAUAAGAAGGCGGAUGAUGAGAUGUCCGGAGCCACGUCCGCGGCGGAUCUGGACGAGGCACCAGCCCGCACCAUUUACUUGAACCAGCCCCAGCAGAGCAAGUUCCGCGACAACUGGGUCAGCACAGCCAAGUACAGUGUGGUGACGUUUCUACCUCGAUUCCUGUAUGAGCAGAUAAGAAAAGCUGCAAAUGCAUUCUUCCUCUUCAUUGCCUUACUGCAGCAAAUUCCAGAUGUCUCUCCAACAGGAAGAUAUACCACCUUGGUGCCAUUGCUAUUUAUUUUAACAGUUGCUGGCAUCAAAGAAAUCAUAGAAGACUAUAAAAGGCAUAAGGCAGACAGUGCAGUGAAUAAAAAGAAAACAGUAGUUCUAAGAAAUGGCAUGUGGCAGAACAUUAUGUGGAAAGAGGUAGCUGUAGGCGAUAUUGUGAAGGUCACCAAUGGGCAGCAUCUUCCAGCAGACAUGAUCAUAAUAUCUACCAGUGAACCACAAGCCAUGUGCUAUAUUGAAACAGCUAAUCUUGAUGGGGAGACGAAUCUUAAAAUACGACAGGGUUUGUCUCAAACUGCUAGUCUCCAGUCCAGGGAAGAGUUGAUGAAGGUGUCUGGAAGGAUAGAAUGUGAAGGACCCAACCGCCAUCUCUAUGACUUCACUGGAAACUUGCGCUUAGAUGGUCAAAGCCCAGUUCCUGUUGGUCCAGACCAGAUCUUGCUGAGAGGUGCACAACUGAGAAACACUCAGUGGGUCUUGGGUAUUGUUGUGUAUACAGGACAUGACACCAAACUCAUGCAGAAUUCAACCAAAGCACCUCUGAAGAGAUCAAAUGUGGAGAAGGUGACCAACAUGCAGAUCCUGGUUUUGUUCUGUAUUCUCCUGGUAAUGGCCCUUGUGAGUUCUGUAGGUGCCUUAUUAUGGAACAGAACACACGGCGAAGUCGUCUGGUACCUUGGCUCCAACAAAAUGCUGUCUGUCAACUUUGGAUACAAUCUGCUGACGUUUAUAAUCUUGUACAACAACCUUAUUCCAAUCAGCCUUCUGGUGACAUUGGAAGUUGUCAAGUUUACUCAGGCUCUUUUUAUAAAUUGGGACACUGAUAUGUAUUACCCUGAAACAGAUACACCUGCAAUGGCCAGAACCUCAAACCUUAAUGAGGAACUUGGGCAGGUAAAAUACCUGUUUUCUGAUAAAACAGGUACUCUAACAUGCAAUAUCAUGAACUUUAAGAAAUGCAGUAUUGCUGGAGUGACAUAUGGUCACUUUCCUGAGUUGGAAAGAGAACGUUCAUCAGAAGACUUCAGCCAGCUACCUCCUUCCACCAGUGAAUCAUGUGAAUUUGAUGACCCAAGACUGCUGCAAAACAUUGAAAAUGAUCAUCCCACAGCUGUGCAUAUACAGGAGUUCCUCACGCUGCUGGCCGUGUGUCAUACUGUUGUUCCUGAGAGACAAGGAAAUACAAUAAUCUACCAGGCCUCCUCUCCAGAUGAAGGAGCAUUAGUGAAAGGAGCAAAAAAACUUGGUUAUGUCUUCACAGGACGGACUCCCCAUUCUGUUAUCAUUGAUGCGCUGGGGAAAGAGAAAACCUUUGAAAUUCUUAAUGUGCUGGAAUUUUCCAGCAACAGGAAGAGAAUGUCAGUGAUUGUUCGAACUCCGGCAGGACAGCUACGUCUCUACUGCAAAGGGGCUGAUAAUGUAAUUUUUGAGAGGCUUUCAAAAGAUUCCCAGUAUAUGGAACAAACACUGUGCCAUCUUGAAUACUUCGCAACGGAAGGUCUGAGGACGUUGUGCAUUGCUUAUGCUGAUCUGUCAGAGAAGUCUUACAGAGAGUGGUUGAAUGUCUACAAUGAAUCCAGUACGGUUCUGAAAGACAGAACUCAGAAGCUAGAGGAGUGCUAUGAGAUCAUUGAAAAGGAUUUGCUGCUUCUUGGAGCUACAGCCAUUGAAGACCGCCUGCAAGCAGGUGUUCCAGAAACAAUAGCCACACUAAUAAAGGCAGAAAUUAAGAUAUGGAUUCUGACAGGUGACAAACAGGAAACAGCUCUCAAUAUAGGGUACUCUUGCAGACUCAUUUCACAGAGUAUGUCUCUCAUCCUGGUCAAUGAAGAUUCACUAGAUGCAACAAGAGCUUCUCUGACUCAACAUUGUACCAGUCUGGGGGAGUCACUGGGCAAGGAAAAUGAUAUUGCCCUGAUUAUUGAUGGCCACACACUGAAGUAUGCCCUUUCAUUUGAAGUCAGGCAGAGCUUUCUAGACUUGGCACUUUCCUGUAAAGCAGUCAUUUGUUGCAGAGUAUCUCCUCUACAGAAGUCUGAAAUAGUAGACAUGGUCAAGAAACACGUCAAUGCCAUAACACUUGCCAUUGGGGAUGGUGCCAAUGACGUAGGAAUGAUCCAGACAGCUCACGUUGGAGUGGGGAUCAGUGGUAAUGAGGGCAUGCAGGCAACCAAUUGCUCGGAUUAUGCCAUUGCACAGUUUUCCUACUUGGAGAAGUUGUUGUUGGUCCAUGGUGCUUGGAGUUACAAUCGAGUUACCAAAUGCAUACUGUACUGCUUCUACAAAAACGUGGUUUUGUAUAUUAUUGAGCUUUGGUUUGCUUUCGUUAAUGGAUUUUCUGGGCAAAUCUUAUUUGAGCGAUGGUGCAUCGGUCUGUAUAACGUGAUUUUCACAGCACUGCCACCCUUUACUCUGGGAAUUUUUGAACGAUCAUGUACUCAAGAUAGCAUGCUUAGAUUUCCACAGCUAUACAAAAUCACUCAAAAUGCAGAUGGCUUCAACACAAGGGUUUUCUGGGGUCACUGCAUCAAUGCCCUUAUCCAUUCCAUCAUUCUUUUCUGGUUUCCACUGAAAGUGCUGGAGCAUGAUGCAGUAUUCACAAAUGGACAGGGAGUUGACUAUUUAUUUGUUGGAAACAUAGUUUAUACUUAUGUUGUAGUCACUGUUUGUCUGAAAGCCGGCUUGGAAACAACUGCAUGGACUAGAUUCAGUCACCUGGCGGUCUGGGGAAGCAUGCUGCUCUGGCUGGUGUUCUUCGGGGUAUACUCGGCCAUCUGGCCCACGUUCCCCAUCGCGCCGGACAUGCUGGGGCAGGCUGGAAUGGUGUUAAGAUGUGGAUACUUCUGGUUUGGCUUGUUUCUUGUGCCCACUGCGUGCCUUGUUAAAGACGUGGCAUGGACAGCGGCGAAGCAUACCUACCGUAAAACUUUGCUGGAGCAAGUUAAGGAGUUGGAAACAAAGACAAGAGAGCUGGGAAAAGCCAUGCUUCGUGAUAGUAAUGGAAAGAGCGUGAACGAACGUGACCAUUUGUUAAAAAGGCUGGGCAGGAAAACUCCUCCGAGCCUUUUCCGUGCUCAUUCUGUCCAGCAAAGUGUAUCACAUGGGUAUGCAUUUUCUCAAGAAGAACACGGUGUUGUUUCCCAGUCGCAAGUUGUUCGAUCCUACGAUACAACCAAAAGGAGAACAGAAAUAGAAUAAAUUAUUCUUUACUUGACAGGUGGUGGGAAUAAUGGGAUUUGGAUCAAUGCAUCCACUGUUAACACAUUCUUGACUAGGUUUGGUGGCAGCAGCCAAAACACCAGAGAACUAAUUUCUGUGGCCUUAGCCAACAAGUUUCUGUAUUCUCCCUGCAAACCUUGAGUGCAUAUUGUGGGGGGAAAUCAUUGUUUGACUCAGUCGCAAAGCUCUCUGCCUAAAGUUUUGUUUAUGUUGUUAUGAAGCAUUUGACUGUGCUAUGUGAGGUGUGAAAUUAAAAACAAUGUUUUACCACUAUCUAAAACAUCAGCAUAAGGUUGUUCUGGGGGAAAAGUAGAAAAUGUAUGUUCCAUGAGAAGUCAGCCUUUGCUUAAUUGGAACGGGGUGCUGAGAUUUCCUGUUUUCUUACACACAGACCAAGUGCACACAACUGCAUGCAGACUUUACUCCUUCUUGUAUUCACUGUUUACUAAUUUGGCUGAAAUUUUCAACAGACCAUUUGGAGUGAAA
This is a messenger RNA of Pseudopodoces humilis (Tibetan ground-tit), 3993 nucleotides long. It is a transcript of the gene ATP8A2, whose product is annotated as ATPase phospholipid transporting 8A2. Gene Ontology annotation, molecular function: ATPase-coupled intramembrane lipid carrier activity; ATP binding; magnesium ion binding. Lineage: Eukaryota; Metazoa; Chordata; Aves; Passeriformes; Paridae. Gene Ontology annotation, cellular component: trans-Golgi network; plasma membrane. The record is from RefSeq and is a predicted model, not a curated record. Gene Ontology annotation, biological process: phospholipid translocation; neuron development.